Messenger RNA from Glarea lozoyensis ATCC 20868, 2163 nucleotides. Its product is annotated as Cysteine proteinase. NCBI's taxonomy places the organism in Eukaryota, Fungi, Ascomycota, Leotiomycetes, Helotiales, Helotiaceae. Gene Ontology annotation, biological process: protein deubiquitination. The record is from RefSeq and is a predicted model, not a curated record. The transcript has 2 exons. The coding region runs from base 1 to 2163 and encodes 720 amino acids. Gene Ontology annotation, molecular function: cysteine-type deubiquitinase activity; cysteine-type endopeptidase activity. Gene Ontology annotation, cellular component: cytosol; nucleus.
AUGCCUUCAUACCAGGCAUCAGAGGACAUUUUCUUCGACCAUGAUCCGGAAAUCGAAUACCACCAAGAUUAUCAAGACGGCAUAUUGUCCCCUUAUGCGCGCGUCGGCUUUGUAUUACCUUUCUUACUUUGUCUCAUACCAUUCAUAUACCAAAUCCUCGUAGUCCUCGAUUACAACGUUCUCAGCCUCCCAGAGCUGGUCUGGAAUAUUCUCGUCUAUAUAACACCUACGCGACUUCUCGAUGCGAUUGACGAUUAUCAGAAUCCUUUGAGGGUACGGAAUCCCGCUUUAACGGACAUACCUCGAACUCAUGCGGCGAAAAGCGAAGCUAUGCGACGAAUACUUGGGCUGGAUACACCGGGUGGCGUGAUAGCAUCUGUAGCAUCGGCGUCGAGGAGGCGCCUGUCGAUCCUGCCUGGUGUAAAAUUGCUGACGGCGAGUAAUGAUGGAGGGCCAGCGGGUCUAGGGAAUUGGGAUAACUCUUGUUAUCAAAACAGUGUCCUCCAAGGGCUGGCGUCGCUGGAACCGAUAACAGAGUAUCUCACCAAUUCGAAUGUCGAUACCGAGUCCGAGACUGGGCUAGCCGUACCCGAGACGAAGAUGGCAGAAGCGCUGAAGGGCCUCAUAGCGACAUUGAAUGACCCUAACAGUAAUCGCAAGACGAUAUGGACUCCUGCGACACUGAAAAACAUGAGCAGUUGGCAGCAGCAGGAUGCCCAGGAAUACUUUUCAAAAAUACUAGAUGAAAUCGACAAGGAAAUGGGCAGUGUCGCCAGAGCGGUACGAAAGAACAGGGGAUUCGAGUCGGAUGACGCCAACAGCUCCAGUACUUCUGGUGGAAGUGACUCUGAAGUCUCGUCAGCGAACAUAUACCGUAACCCACUGGAAGGUUUAAUGGCGCAAAGGGUCGGAUGUAUCACAUGCGGCUACUCUGAGGGCUUACAGAUGGUGCCAUUCAACUGUCUCACUGUUCCGUUGACAAAGGCCUGGAGCCAGAGUAUUAACGACUGUCUUGACGAAGUCACAAAGCUGGAGCACAUUCCAGGUGUUGAAUGUGGAAAGUGUACCUUAUUGAAAUCGAAGCACUUGUUGUCAAUGGUCUCGGAGCGUAAUAAGGACGACGAGGCUGCUCAUGCGCGCACUGUAGAAAGGCUGGCAGUCGUCGAAGAAGCCCUUGAAAUCGAUGAUUACGAGGACAAAACGCUCAUUCAAAAGUGUAAGAUUCCAGCCAAAAGUCGUGUCACCUCAACGAAGACAAGACAAGCCGUCAUUGCUAGGCCACCGCGAUCACUGGUCGUCCACUUUAACCGUAGCGUGUUUGAUGAGAUGACUGGAGAGCUUCGCAAGAAUCACGCUGAAGUUCGAUUUCCAAUGAGAUUAGAUCUAGGUCCGUGGUGCCUAGGUAGUGGAUCAUCAUCAUUAGAAGAAUGGCAACUCGACCCUGAGAAGCCCAUGGUAGCGAGCAGUAUCCAGCCGUCAAGGAUAAGAGGUCCUAUAUAUGAGUUGCGGGCUGUUGUGACGCACUAUGGCCGUCACGAAAACGGGCACUACAUAUGCUACAAAAAGCAUCCUGUCGUCAAUGGGGAUCCAGAAUCCGACGAGGCCUUACUAGACGAAGACAAAAAACCACAAGAACAAUGGUGGCGGCUCAGCGACGACGAUGUGAUGAAAUCAAGCGAACACAAUGUCCUCGGCCAAGGAGGCGUUUUCAUGCUUUUCUACGAUUGCAUUGAACCCUGUUCCAUAAUCGAACCUACGACGACAAAUCCUGAUCCUCUCACCAACUCACAGCCCGAACACGAAUUUCACGGCCCGGUACUCGAAGCCUUCGCCUCACCACUCCCUCCAGACCCUCCAUCUUCCCUCCUUCUAAACUCCAAGGAAGCACCCGCAGCCGCUGAAAUCGCUCUCCCAGCCCUCGACGACAGCGAUCUCUCCGAUUACCACGAAGGCAGUACCAGUGUCUCCGACGACGAAGAACACGAAGUCUCAAACGACGAGACUUCAUAUAAACCUACGCAACCAAUUGUCGUUUCACCGAAUUUGUGGCCUAAAAUGUGUACGGUGUUUAAUGGGAGGGCUGUUUUUGGGCAUAGCGAUGGUGUUUCUGGAUCUUGGGUGGUAUUUGUUUGGGAUUUUUUGGGAUGGUGUAUUGUAAUAUGA